Messenger RNA from Staurois parvus, 214 nucleotides. NCBI's taxonomy places the organism in Eukaryota, Metazoa, Chordata, Amphibia, Anura, Ranidae. The record is from the annotation of a GenBank genome assembly.
CAUUUGGGGGAUAUCUGUCCCAUCCUGACAUUUGGGGGAUAUCUGUACUGUUCUGACAUUUGGGGGGAUAUCUGUACUGUUCUGACAUUUGGGGGAUAUCUGUACUGUCCUGACAUUUGGGGAUAUCUGUACCGUUCUGACAUUUGGGGGAUAUCUGUACCGUUCUGACAUUUGGAGGAUAUCUGUACCGUCCUGACAUUUGGGGGAUAUCUGU